AUGUCAAAAUAUUUGGAAAGAAUACAGGAUAUAUUAAAAAAUGCAGAUAGUAAGAAGAUCACAGAUAAAAGAAAAUGUGUUUUAGAUCUAUUAGAUAUAUAUGAAAAUGAAGAAGCAAUAAUAGAAAUCUGUAGAAAUACAGAAAAAAAAACACAAAAUAUUAUAAAUUGGUCUUAUAUAUUACAUAUAGUUCAUAAAAUAUUAUUAAAUGAAACAGAUAGACUUGCUUGUAAAGAUAUUAAUAGUAAAACAGUAAUUACUGAACGACAAAAUACAUGUAUACUCGUACAAAAAACAUUUCAAUAUGCAAAUUGUCAUAAAAUACCACUUUUAAAAUGCAAUGAUAUAAUGCCUUUAAUUUUGCAAGUUUUAGGCACAGAUAUAUAUAAGUAUUAUUAUGAUACUUAUAUAAAUGUAUUAAUUUCUUAUAUUCUUCCAUUUAGAAUAUAUCAAAUAAAUAUGCUUCCUAAAUACUGGGAAGAAUUAUUAAAAAUAUGUAUAAAUUUAUAUAAUCAUAUGUCUUCUGUUAUAAGUAAGAGAACUGUUUUAGAUGCUUUACAAAUGAUUAUUCAAUAUGGUUGUUUGCAUACAAAUUUAAUUUUGAAUAUAAAAGAAGUAUUAUUGUUUUUAGAAAAUAUUUUCUCUGAUGUAAAAAUAAAUCAAGAAAUUUUAGCUGAGUCUAGUUAUAAACUUACAAAUACAAUAUGUCAACAAAUUGCAAUAGAAUAUAGAAUUACACUGUGUCAUUUUAGUGAAAAUAUUUUAUCAAAUAUAAUCAGCUUAAAAGGUUCUAUUGAAAAAUAUAAACUUUUAUUACUUUUUAUAAAAAUUCAUCAUCCUAAAGGGGCAUGUAAAACUGAUGAUGGUGCCUAUGCUUAUAAUUGGGAAAAAUGGUAUACAGUACUUAAAAGUAUGUAUCUAAUGAUUUUGAAAGAUUUUAAAGCAGAUAUACUUUCAAAAAGUUUUCUUCGUCUUGCAACUGAAGUUUUUAAACAAAUAUUAGAAAAUCCAGAUUUAAUUAUUGAAAAAAAAUUUAAUGAAUAUGAUUAUAUACAACCAAUAAAACGUAGACGAAUUGUUGCUAAAAUAAAUGGACCAAUUGACAUGCUUAUUAAUAGUAGUCCAGAAGAAGCUUGGCCAAUGAUACAAGUUUUAACAAUGUUAUUUGAACAAUAUCCUAAAUGCUUAAAAUCAGAAGAUUUUCCAAUGUUCCUAAAAAAUUUAGUAGAUCUUUUUACAUUAUCUUGCAAAGAAGAAAAUAUUAUGGACAAUUUAUAUGAAUUAGCUGCAGUUCUAUUAAUGAAUGAACAAACAUUUUCUAUAACAGAUGUAGAAAAUUUAAAUAUUUAUUGGGAUAAAAUAUGGGAUAUUUUAUUAAGAUCUUUAAACAUAAAUCAGAAUGAAAUAUCAACUCACAAACUUAUGCAACUCUUUAUAAUACAUAAUAAGAUAACAAAUCCAAAUAUACUUUUAAAAUUAUAUUUUACAAAUGUGAUUAAAUGGUCAAUUAUGAGUUUGCAUACAUUAACAAUAAUUUGUGAACAUUUUGCUUUAUCUAUUGAUAUUACAAUGUUUAAUAUAAAUAUGUACUCACCAACAACAAAUUCAAAUUGUAUUAGGUCAUGUCUUAUAAAAUGGAUAUUAAAUAUUCCCUGGCAUAAAAUGGCAACACAAAUAAAAAUUGAUGAAUUAUGUUUAUUACUCAUUAACAUUACAUUAAAAAUAAAACCUGAAAAACAAAUAAAAUUCAAAAAAUAUAAUAUUAAUAAGUCAUGUGAUUGUUUAAAAAAUGAACAAAAUACUGAAUUAUUUUAUGAAUAUAUUGAAGAAUGUUAUUUAUUAUUAACAUAUAAAAAAAAUUUAUUUACUGAGGAAAAAAGAAAAAAUACUGAACAAAAACCAAAAAGAAAUGAACAUAUAUUAUACAUGCAAAAUAUUGUAAAUUAUUUAAUGAAUAGUUUAUAUGUUAUUAUCAAUGAAAAUGAAAGUGAUGAUCUUCAUGUAAUUAUAAUAAAAAUUACAAUUAUAGCAAAAAUUAUAUCAAUAAUGAGACAAUUAAAUAUGAUAUCUAAAAACAUUGAAGAAUUAUCUUUAAUGCAAGCAAUGAAAAAUUAUUUACAUAUUGUUUAUGGUUUAUUAGAAAAUAUAGAUCCAUCAAGAAGUAAAUAUAUUUAUCUUUAUAAUGUAACAAAAGCACUUAAUACAUUAUAUGAAACAUCAUAUGAUAUUGAUGUGGCAAAAAUAAUUGUUACAUCUGCAACAUUAGAUAUGUUAAAAAAUAUAUUUAGUUUAAUGAAUAUUGAAGAUCAUGAACUUAUUGAUUAUAAAACAAAUAAUGAUUAUUAUAAUGAUUAUGAAUCUCUACAAAAUAGACGUAAAUAUCUAGAUAGAGAUAUUAUACAAAAAAGACAAUGUAAUUUUUGUAAUGAAGGUACAAUUAGAAUACAAGCAACAAAAGCUUUAACUUUAUUUUGCUGUAUAAAUACAGGACAAGAAAAAUGUGAAAUUCAAAUAAAACUUAUGAAUAAUUUACUUAAUAUUAACAUGUAUGAUCUUUCACAUACAGUUGAUUUUAUAAUGGCUAUAACAGUUUUAAAAUCUUCAGCAAAAUAUGGUAAAGAAGAAUUAUGGAAAAAUCACAAUGAACUACCAUUGAAAAAUUUAUUGAAAUUAUAUAACGAAUGUUAUAAAGAUGAAAUGGUUAUCCGUUAUAUAUUUGAUAUUCUACCAUAUUUUUUUAGUUAUGCUUUAAGUCACAAUUAUAAAAUAGAUAAUUUAAUGGAUAUUAUUAUGCAUUUUAAUAAACUUCAAUCGGAAAAAAAAUAUGGUUUUAUUGCUCAUAAAGAUUUUAUUAAAUGCCUCACAGAAAUUAUUUAUAUUAAUCCUUCACAUUUUUAUUAUAUUACACACAAUGCUUCGAAUCAAAUGCCAAUAAUUGAAGGAAUUUUAAUAUCUCUUAAUAGUUCUUCAUUUCUUGUACGAUUACAAAUAAUUAAAUGUAUACAAAAUAUAUAUUCGAUAAAAACUAUACCUUUUAAAUGGAAAGAAAUGUUAUUUAAACAAAUAGAAGAAUCAAUAAAUAAGUUAAUUAUUAACAAUGAAUCAGAUGAUAAAGUGAAAACAGAUAAAAAAGAAAUUAUAACAAGAAGUACUUUAUUAAUGCUUGGUGCUAUAAUAUCUGCCAGUGGAACAUUUCAAUGUCAUGCUUUAUUAACAAUGUUACGCUUUAGUAUUGACAAAAAAGUAAAUAAUCAAAUAAUUUCAAAACCAAUAAAUAUUAUGGCAAAUCAAAUCGAUUAUUCAAACAUCAUUGAAGACAAUUUAAGUUAUUUAAUGACAUAUUGGUUUAAUUCAAAAUAUUCAUCACAAUUAUUUCCUUGGAAUUUAAUAAUAAAUUCCAGUAAAUCAGAAGAAGAAUUUUAUAAAAUAUAUAGUGAUACAUUAACAUUUAUUAAAUUUCAAAGUUUAGAACUUUCUAGUACUAUUUCUUUUUGCAAUUCCAUUAAAUUAUCAUUUGAACAAAUCAGUGAGAAUAUUUUUCCACAAAUUUUAUCAUGGUUAUUGUAUUGUAUUAAUGGAAAUAAUGGAAAUAUUUCAAAACAAUUAGCAUGCAAAAUAUUUCAUAAAUUAGUAUCAAAUCGAGAUGAAUUUGUCAAAAUAAAAAAAUUUUCUAAUUUAUUUAAAGAUAAAUUUGAAGAAAUAUUAAUAUUUCUUAUUGAAAGAUUACAUGAUGAAGAUUAUCUUGAAGAAAUAUUAGAAGAGAGAAUAUCAUUUCCUAUAUCAGAUCCACCUCAUUUUAAAAAAGAUAUAAUAAUUGAUUGCUUAAAGUAUAUGGAAGAAAACUUUUUUACUGAAAAAAUGUCUAUACAAUAUGUUUUAGUUUGUAAUUGUCCAAAUAUAUUGCAAAAGAUAUUAUUACAUUUAACUCAUAAUAUUUAUAAAAAAAAAUUUGAGGAAUAUAAAAUAAAAGCUUUUCAUCAGUAUAUUUUUUUUUGUACAUUACUUAUUAAAGAACUGAAAAAUGAUUAUUUUAAUACAUUAUCCAUGUAUGUUAUAAAAGAUAUUAGUUAUACUUUACUUCAUAUAAUUAAAAUAUAUGAUGAUAUUCUUCGUAAAUUGGCAUGUAAAUAUUUUUAUAAAUUUAUAAAACAUGUUUUAAAUAUAAGAUGUGAACAAAUCAAAGAAAUUUUGAACUUCACUGUUAUAACUUUAAUUCCUAUAAUACAAACGGAAAACAUACCUAUAAGUUUAGAAAUAUUACAGUUCUUAAUAAUUGAUCAAAAAGAAAUAUUAUAUGAUGCAAUAGAGAAGUUAAAUUUAUUUCCAAAAGAUCCCAUUUUUUUAGAUAUACGAAAUAUACAUUAUAAUUUGAAAUAUAAAGCAAAAAAAAUUUGUAGUUUGGAAGAAGAAGUGCAACAUUUUUUGAAUACAACAUCUGAUGAAUGUAUACAUUAUAGUGUAGAAGAUGUUGCUCAUUUACACAUACAAUUAUCUACAAGAAAAGAAGAAUUACGAGAAUUAUAUGAUAAACUUGAAAUAUUUCAUGGAUUUUUUAGUAAUUGUACCUCAAGCAUAUUGUAUCAAUUGGUGUAUAAACUUAUAAAAUUAACAGCAUCUUCUGAUAUAAAUGUUUCACUCGAAGCCGUAAAAUGUUUAGGUGAUUUAGGUCCAAUUGAUUUGACAUCAAUGAUAUAUUUUGAAAAAAAUCAUGUUAGAGAAUCUUCUGAUUUAAUAGAAAUAUUAUCAUAUAAAAUAGCAAUAACAAUGAUACAAUUCUUAUUUCAAAAUAAUAUUGAAAUUCGGAAAAAAAGUGCUAAUGUUCUUUAUGUUGUAUUUUCAUCUUCUUGGGGACAAAAACUAUUGAACAUAAAAUAUAUGGAAUAUUUAAAGACUAUUUUAGAUGAACCACAAGUAUUACCCAUUAAUUAUAUUCAGCCAUUUAUAAGUAAUAAAAAUUCAAAAAUUAAUAACAUUGAAAUAAAUUAUAUAAAAAUGAAUAAUAUUAUAAAUCAAAAUAAUACUAUUUGGACAGUUCAAUCUGAUGGUUCAUAUUCCAGUUGGAUUGUAGCAUUAACAUGUAAUAUUUUAGAAUGUUUUAUAGGAUUUUAUUCUGAAAAUUUAAUCCCCAUUUGUACUUUAAGUACUGAUUUUUGUGAAAUAAUUUUACCGAGAAUUAUAUUUUUAAUAAUUCAUACAGAUGAACAGUUUAUAACUACAUUAUGUUUAUGUAUUAAUAAAUUUUUUGAAUAUCAUUUUAAUUUUACAAUAGAAACAAAUAAUACAAAAUUUAUAAAUUGUGAUCAUUGUACUGUACGUUGUAUGUUAAAUAUUGUGAAUUAUAUUAGAAUGCAAAUUUCAAACAAUAUUUUAAAAUUAAAUUAUAUAUAUAUUGCAAAAGCUGCCAAAUAUUGUUCAGCAUUUUUUACUGCAAUAUUAUAUGCAGAAAUGUCUUGUGAAACUAUUUUAAAUGAUUAUAGUAAAUUUAAUACUGCUUCAAAAAUUGAUUUUGUUUAUGAAUUGUCACCUGAACAAGGAAGAGUAAUACAAAACAUACUUAGAGAAUCUUAUGCAAAAAUAGGUGAUUUUGAUGCCAUUAAUGGUACUGGUUCCUCACAUUUAUUAGAUUAUUCUUCUCGUAUUGAACAUUAUAUUCAUACAAAUGAAUGGAAUAAAGUAAUGCUUGCACAAGAUGUUGAACUUUCUUUUGGAAAUAUGGCAGUAAUCAAAGGUAAAUUUAUAUUUAUCUUUCAGAUUGUGAUAAAGGAUUAUUAUUUAAAAUCUAUAAAUAUAAAUACAUCAAUUGUACAAACUACACAAAAUAUUAAUACUAUUAAAGAUUUACAUGAUACACAAGUAGCAUUAGCUCGUUUUGCUGAUAAUCAAUUUGAGCAAAUUAGUAUAUAUAUGAAAUCUCCUCAAUUUGAAAAUCUAAAAGAAUGUGUUGCAUAUUCUUAUAAAGGAAUUAAUGAACAUUCAAGUACUGAAGAUAAAGAUAUUAGAAGUGCAAUGAUUUUAAAUCAAAGACAAAAUACAAAUGAUGUGGCAGAACUAGAACAUAUACAGAAAGAAAAAAAUAAUUAUUUAAUUUUAGCAUUAAAGUAUUACUUAAUCAUAUUACAACAAAGUGAAAAUUAUAAUUUAUUAAUAUUUAGAGUAAUAGCACUUUGGUUAGAUAACAUACACCAAAAAGAAAUUAAUAAUUUAUUGCAAGAAAAUUUAAAUAAAAUACCAUCUUUCAAAUUUAUUCCACUUGUGCCACAAUUAGCAGCACAUAUGAAUGAUGAUUUUAAUGAAUUUUCUGAAAAAAUAUAUUUUAUUAUGAAACGUUGUGCUUUAGAGCAUCCUCAUCAUACAUUACCAGUAUUAUUAGCAUUAAAAAAUUUAUAUGGUGAUUAUGAUUAUACUACAUUUAAAAAAGGUAAAAUUUUAGAACCAAGAGUUCUUGGAGCUCAAAAAUUAUUAAAAGAAUUAACAAAUUCAAAUUUAAUUCUACAAGAAAUGGAAAAAUUAUCACAUGCUUUAGUUAUGUUAGCCAAUCUUCCAACUACUUCAAAUAAAUCAGGUUGUAUAAUAAAAAUACCAAGAAAUCAAGAAAUUUUAAAAAUUAAAAAUUUUGAAAAUAUAUUUGUACCAACAUUGACAAUUAAUGUAAAACCAUAUAAAAAUUAUAGUAAUAUUAUUGGUAUUACUAAAUAUAUAGAAACAUAUGAAACUGUUGGAGGUGUGAAUACUCCAAAAAAAUUAACUUGUAUUGGUACAGAUGGUAUACAAAGAUAUCAAUUAAUAAAAGGAAGAGAUGAUUUACGACAAGAUGCUGUAAUGCAACAAGUUUUUAAUGUAAUGAAUACAUUAUUAAAAUCUUAUAAAGAUACCAAACGUAGGAAAUUAACAAUUAGAACUUAUAAGGUUGUACCAUUAACACAAAGGUCAGGAAUACUUGAAUGGUGUGAUAAUACAACACCUAUAAUAAAUGUAUUAAUAGGUUCAAAUAAUAUACCAGGACUGCAUAAAAAAUACUAUCCUAAUGACUAUACAGCAAAUUUUUGUAAAGAAAAAUUAGCUGCUGUAGGAAAAUCAUCAACUGAAGUAAAAUUGAAAGUAUUUAUGGAUUGCUGUACUCAUAUGCAUCCAGUGAUGCAUCAUUUUUUUGUUGAAAAAUAUCCAUCACCUGAAACAUGGUUUGAACGCAGAUUAGCAUAUACCCGCAGCAUAGCAACAACAUCAAUGGCUGGAUAUAUUUUAGGAUUAGGAGAUAGACAUUUAAAUAAUAUCUUAAUUGAUCAAGCAACUGCUGAAGUAAUUCAUAUUGAUUUUGGUAUAGCAUUUGAACAGGGAAAAGUAUUACCAAUUCCUGAAACUAUUCCAUUUCGACUUACACAAAAUAUUGAAGUAGGAAUGGGGGUAUCUGGUGUAGAAGGUACAAUGAGACAUUGUUGUGAGAAAACAUUAACAGUAUUACGUGAUCAAAGACAAAUAAUUAUAACAUUACUUCAAGUUCUCUUAUAUGAUCCAUUAUUUAAAUGGAGUAUAACACCUGCUAAAGCACAUGAUAUACAAAGUGGAAUUUCAUCAAGAUUAAUUGAAAAUAAUCAAUAUUCUAUAGCAACUAAUAAGUCAGCAGAAAAAGCUCUUCUCAGAAUAGAACAAAAACUACAAGGUACUGAAGAAGGAUUAAUGUCAAGUGUGUCUGGUCAAGUUGAAAGACUCAUACAACAAGCUCAUGAUCCUAUAAAUCUUUGUCGUUUAUAUUAUGGAUGGCAACCAUAUUUAUAAUAUUUUAAUAAUUUCAUAAUAUUUAUAAAUGAAUACUUUUAUUUAUUAUUUAAAUUAGUUAUUAUUUUGCCAAAAUUUAUAAGAAUUCAACAAUAUUUAUAAAGAAUUAUGAAUAUUGUUUUUUAAAUUUUUUAUUUAUUUAUAAAUUAUUUAUAAAUUAUUAAUAUAAGUUUCAUCAUUUAUAAAAAAAAAAUUUUGUAAAAAAAAAUGUAAAUAUUUAGAUUAUCUAAAAUAUAUCUACAAAGAACUGAAA
This is a messenger RNA of Apis dorsata (giant honeybee), 8026 nucleotides long. It is a transcript of the gene tefu, whose product is annotated as serine-protein kinase ATM. The record is from RefSeq and is a predicted model, not a curated record. The transcript has 15 exons. Gene Ontology annotation, biological process: DNA repair. Gene Ontology annotation, molecular function: protein binding; protein serine/threonine kinase activity. The coding region runs from base 1 to 7773 and encodes 2590 amino acids. Lineage: Eukaryota; Metazoa; Arthropoda; Insecta; Hymenoptera; Apidae.